Xenopus laevis (African clawed frog) is the source of this 1476-nucleotide messenger RNA. RefSeq lists its product as uncharacterized. The record is from RefSeq and is a predicted model, not a curated record. The coding region runs from base 390 to 1094 and encodes 234 amino acids. The transcript has 11 exons. Lineage: Eukaryota; Metazoa; Chordata; Amphibia; Anura; Pipidae.
UGUCUGUCGCUCAGGGCCAGAGAUGUCUGGCUCUGUAAUAUUAGCGAGCUGUGGCGAGAAUAACACGCGGGUUGUGCUCAAAGCGGUGUGAGCUGAUGCUGUAUUAUUAUGUUCUAGCUGACAUGGAUUAUGCAAUGGACGAUGACAUCUGCGUCCUGACCCACGAGAAAGCCGUACGGAAACCCUUUUAAGACAGUCGAGGACGGAGUACUGAAGGCUGAGGACCGAGAAAUAACACUUAUGGGGAAUGGCCAGGGUAGAGGUGUGACUGCAGCCUCUGAACAUGUGCGGAAACAACAGGCGAGCCUGCCUGCAUGCCACUUCCUUAUGAGAGCGCAUACAGGAGACUUCGCCUGAGAAUGUCCUAAAAGGGUUUCCGUACUGGUGUGAUGUCACAUCCCUCCUACAUCUUGAUCGCAUGGCCUGGACAACACAACUUCCUGGAAGCGGCUCCAUUCGAUUAUUUAGUGUUACAAAAGAAUAAGAAAAUGUACAGACCAAGAAGUGGAAGGCAUUUAAGAAGCAGCCACUACCCGUAUUAUAGAAGAUAUACAUAUGACACUUCUGAUUACUUUUCUAAAGAUGAUGAGCUGUUUGAUAUGAAGAGGGCAAAAGGACCUAUGCAGGCCAAUCCUCGAUAUGGACAUAAAUGUGACGUUUGUAAUAUUGUUUGUACAUCUGCUUACCAACUGGAUGAACAUUUAUUAGGAGUUAAACAUAAGGCAAAUGUGGAAGAAAAUAUCUCCAGAAGAAGCAGAAAAUACUUCAGUAGAGACAGAGAAACUGGACAGGACAGUGCAUUAUUAGUUAUACAGACCAAUAAAGAGCUUUAUCAGUUUCUGGAAUAUUUUGAAGUGGCAAGUGACUCUGAUGUCUCCUUCCUCUUAAAAGUUGCAAAAGGUUUUCGGUGUGCCCUCCAGAAGUUUAAGAGUGGUAAUUUGGAAAAUGAGGUGUGUCAAGAAGUAGUGCCUAGUAGCGAAAGAAGCUUUUCUGGAGAUUCUGAAGCCAGCACUGCUAUGAAAACACCAAUGGAGAGUGAAAGUAUGUCGCUGGAAGAUUUAGUUCCAACUUGCAGUGAUGAAGAGGAUACAUAACAUAAAUGUAUAUGUCUUUAUAACUCUCCAUAUACAAUAUUUCUUUUAAGGUAUUCCAACUCCAAAAUUGUUUAUACCUUUUCAUUUGUAGUUUGCACUGUUUAUAUAUUGAAAUAUUUUUUUCAAGUUUUUUUCUUUAAAUUAAACUGCUACAGAGCAAACUACAAUGGUUGGUCAAUUAUUUAUACAGUGUAUUAGUUUACAAAUGCUGAAGGUUUUUGGUGAACAAGAUCAAUUUGCCAAUAUGGCAGUUUGUUCAUCAUCCUGCAGAUGGUCACUUUGCCCAUUGCUGGCUAUCCUGCUGUAAGUGUUUUUUAAAGGUGUCCUAUCACCCAGACAUAAAAAGCUAUAUAAUAAAAGUCCUUUUCAAAUUCAAAACAAA